Molecule: messenger RNA, 4521 nt
Organism: Sus scrofa (pig)
Lineage: Eukaryota; Metazoa; Chordata; Mammalia; Artiodactyla; Suidae
Source: RefSeq, a predicted model, not a curated record
CUCCGGGCUGCCGCGGCACCUACCCAGCGGCGGGAGCCAGCGCUCAGGCUCCCGGCCAUGAGACGGCGGUCCCUGGCGCUGCGGCUGCUGCUGGCGCUGCUGCUAUUGCCACCGCCACUGCCGCAGACGCUGCUCGGGGCGCCCUGCCCGGAGCCCUGCAGCUGCCGGCCCGACGGCGCCCUGCGCUGCCCCGGCCCGCGGGCCGGCCUCAGCCGACUAUCACUCACCUAUCUCCCUAUCAAAGUAAUCCCAUCUCAAGCUUUCAGAGGACUUAAUGAGGUCGUAAAAAUUGAAAUCUCUCAGAGUGAUUCCCUGGAAAAGAUAGAAGCUAAUGCCUUUGACAACCUCCUCAAUUUGUCUGAAAUACUGAUCCAGAACACCAAAAACCUGGUGUAUAUUGAGCCUGGAGCAUUUACAAAUCUACCUCGGUUAAAAUACCUGAGCAUCUGUAAUACAGGCAUCCGAAAGCUUCCAGAUGUUACGAAGAUCUUCUCCUCUGAAUUUAAUUUCAUUCUCAAACUAUAUGGAAAUGGAUUUGAAGAAAUACAAAGUCAUGCCUUCAAUGGGACAACGCUGAUUUCCCUGGAGCUGAAGGAGAAUGCACACCUGAAGAAGAUGCACAAUGACGCCUUCCGAGGGGCCAGAGGGCCCAGCAUCUUGGAUAUUUCUUCCACUAAACUACAGGCCCUGCCUAGUUAUGGGCUGGAGUCCAUUCAGACGCUAAUUGCCACAUCAUCCUAUUCUCUGAAAAAACUGCCAUCAAGAGAAAAAUUUACCAAUCUCCUAGAUGCCACAUUGACUUACCCCAGCCACUGCUGUGCUUUUAGAAACCUGCCAACAAAAGAGCAGAAUUUUUCAUUUUCCAUUUUUAAAAACUUUUCUAAACAAUGUGAAAGCACAGCAAGGAGACCAAAUAAUGAAACACUUUAUUCUGCCAUCUUUGCUGAGAGUGAACUGAGUGACUGGGAUUAUGACUAUGGUUUCUGCUCACCCAAGACACUCCAAUGUGCUCCCGAACCAGAUGCUUUUAACCCCUGUGAAGAUAUUAUGGGCUAUGACUUCCUUAGAGUUCUGAUUUGGCUGAUUAAUAUUCUAGCCAUUAUGGGAAACGUGACUGUCCUCUUUGUUCUCCUGACCAGUCAUUAUAAACUGACAGUGCCUCGUUUCCUCAUGUGCAAUCUCUCCUUUGCAGACUUCUGCAUGGGGCUCUACCUGCUACUCAUUGCCUCAGUUGAUGCCCAAACCAAAGGCCAGUAUUAUAACCACGCCAUAGACUGGCAGACAGGGAAUGGGUGUAGUGUUGCUGGCUUUUUCACUGUAUUUGCAAGUGAACUUUCUGUCUACACCCUCACAGUCAUCACACUAGAAAGAUGGCAUACCAUCACCUAUGCUAUUCAGCUGGACCAAAAGCUACGCUUAAGACAUGCCAUUCCAAUUAUGCUUGGAGGGUGGCUCUUUUCUACACUAAUUGCCAUGUUGCCUCUUGUGGGUGUCAGCAGUUACAUGAAGGUCAGCAUUUGCCUCCCCAUGGAUGUGGAAACCACUCUCUCACAGGUCUACAUAUUAACCAUCCUGAUCCUCAAUGUGGUGGCCUUCAUCAUCAUUUGUGCUUGCUACAUUAAAAUUUAUUUUGCAGUUCAAAAUCCAGAGCUGAUGGCUACCAACAAAGACACAAAGAUUGCUAAGAAAAUGGCAGUCCUCAUCUUCACUGAUUUCACCUGCAUGGCACCGAUCUCUUUCUUUGCCAUCUCAGCUGCCUUAAAAGUGCCCCUUAUUACAGUAACGAACUCUAAGGUAUUACUGGUUCUUUUUUAUCCUGUCAAUUCUUGUGCCAAUCCGUUUCUAUACGCAAUUUUCACAAAGGCAUUCCGAAGGGAUUUCUUUCUGUUGCUGAGCAAAUCUGGCUGCUGUAAACAUCAAGCCGAACUUUAUAGACGGAAGGACUUUUCAGCUUACUGCAAAAAUGGCUUCACUGGAUCAAAUAAGCCUUCCCGGUCCACAUUGAAGUUGACCACAUUACAAUGUCAGUAUUCCACUGUCAUGGACAAGACUUGCUAUAAAGACUGUUAACUGUUGUAUGAGUAACCACAUAAUUUAAUUGUAUUUAAAUUGUGUAAGAAAAAAAAAAACUUGUUUUUAUCAAAAAUUUUAACAAAGGAUUGAUUUCAGGAAAUUAUGCACACUGGCCAAAGAGAAACGUCUACCUAGCCCAAAGUGUGGUCCAUGACCAAUGCCAGUCCAAAAACAGUCUGUCACUGACGCUUAACAAUACAGAAGUUGAGAGUGUUUAGAAACGUUUAUAGCAAUUUUGACAGUAAUUUGAUAUGUGUUGAAUCUAAUAUUUAAAAAAUGAAGUGGUAUUUUCCAUGUUUGAUUUUUUUCUCAUUUCAUCCUUACUGUAAUUUUUAUUACAUUUUACAAGAAGAUUAGUCCUAACAGAUUUGAAAUUUAAAGUAACUGGUCCUUUUCCUCAGAGAGUUUGAGAAAUACAUUCUAGAGAUGCACUGUCCAAUCUGGUACCCACUAGCCAUAUGUAGCUAAAUUUAAAUUAUGCUAAAUUAAAAAUGUAGUUUCUCAGUUGCACUAACUACAUUUUAAACAUUCAACAGCCACACAUGACCACUGUCUGCCAUAUUGGACAGCAUAUAUACAGAACAUUUUCAUCAUCUAGAAAGUUCUACCAAAUAGUGCUGCCCUAAAGACUUUUAUCUAUCCCUUGUCUAGGUUCUACUAUUUAAAAUUAAAUAUAAAGCAAGCAUCUAAAGGCACAUUUCAGCCUACUGAUUUGGUGUUUAGUCUCUAAAAAGCAAUGAAGUCCCCUAAAUAGUAGGCUGUAAACUCCUUGUAGGUAGGAACCCUGGCUUGAUUUUGUUUCCCUGUCUCCUAGCUCAGGAUCUUGGCAAUAGUAUGUAACAAAUGUACUGAAUUACACUGAAGUUAGGACAUCUACUAGGAAGAAAGUGGGGUCUUUUCCUUUCUAGGGCUCCAUCUUUUAUGUGAGUAAAAUAAAAUACUUAAAUAUUUUAAAAUAGCCAUCAUUUGAGGAUAUAGAAAAAUAUAUCUAAUAUUUGCUAUAAGUAUUUUUAUUUAUCAGAAUUUAUGCUUAUAGGACAAUGAAGUUAUGGUUUUAACUGCAGUAUUUUUUGAAAGUUCCUUUGACUUUUUAAAAAUAACUUAAAAAAACUUAAUUAUGUGCCAAACAUCUUGAUAAGUAUUUUAUAUAAUUUAACCCAUUUAAUCCUCAUAAACUCUAUGAUGAAGAUAUUAUUCACAUAGUGUAAUAGAGGAAAACCUAUUACAAUUUGCCCAAGUUCUCAAAACUAAGAUUCAAUUAAUAGAAUUCAAACUUGGAGUUCCUGUUGUGAUUCAGCAGUUAAGAAACCUGACUAAUAUCCAUAAGGAUGCGGGUUCGAUUUCUGGCCCCACUCAGUGGGUUAAGGAUCUGGCGUUGCCCUGAUCUGUGGUGUAGGUCACAGACAGGGCUUGGAUCUGGUAUUGCUGUGGCUAUGGUGUAGGCUGGCAGCUGUGGCUCUGAUUGGACCCCUAGCCUGGGAAAUUCCAUAUGCCGUGGGUGCAGCCCUAAAAUAGUGGGGGAAAAAAAAAUUCAAAGUUCUGAUUCAGUACCCCAGCCUCCUAACCACUGUAUUUUUACUGCCUUCCCAUGGUAAAUCAGAGUCAUCCAAAGGUUUUCUAUGUGUUCAGAGUUCUUUCAAUUUCCCCCAACCUUUGAUUGUGAACAUUUUCAAACAUAUGAAAAGCUGAAAUAAUUACAUAGUGCAAACCCAUAUACUUAGAUUCAAGAAUUUACCAAAUUGCUUUCACAACAUAUCUAUAUAAUUAUCCAGUAUUUAUACAUGCAUCAUUCCUGAUCAUUUUAAUAUAAGUUGCAGAUAUAAAUACUUGUUAGCCCUAAACUUUUCAGCAUGCUUAAAAGUUUAACAUUUGUUUAACACAACAUUUGUUUACAUAUUUUAAGGUAAAUUUUAUAUAUAGUGAAAUGGACAAAUUCUAAGCAUAUCAUUUAAUGCAUUUUGAGAAAUGUACACACUCAUGUAACCCAAAACCUCCAUGAAGCUAUAGAAUACUCAUCCUCAUAAAGUUUCCUCAGGCCCCUUCCUAAUUAAUCCCUCACUCCCACCCCAGAGAGGUUCCCCCUGCUGCCCAUGGAUUAGUUUUGUCUGUUCUAGAACUUCACAUACAUGGAAUUAUACCAUUUAUACUGUUUGUGUAAGGCGUGUUUGAGUCAGCACAAUCUCUCUACUAUUCAUUCAUGCUGUUGCUGAAUCAGCAGUUCAUUCCUUUUCAUUGCUGAGUAGUUUUCCAUUGUAUGAAGAUAACACUGUUUUCUAUUUUCUUAUCAAUGAAUAUCUGGGCCAUUUCCAGUUUUUAGUUCUCCUUUGGCAUUUUUAAAAUGAAUGUAUAGUCACGACUAGACUCUCUACACAUUUAGUCUGCUUUAAAUCUUUGUGACAUUUUACAAAUUCAAAACAGAUAAUAAAAAAGUAUGAACUUUAUAAAAUA